Molecule: messenger RNA, 2505 nt
Organism: Sceloporus undulatus (fence lizard)
Lineage: Eukaryota; Metazoa; Chordata; Lepidosauria; Squamata; Phrynosomatidae
Gene: ST3GAL5
Product: ST3 beta-galactoside alpha-2,3-sialyltransferase 5
Exons: 3
Coding region: 287-835 (182 amino acids)
Molecular function (GO): lactosylceramide alpha-2,3-sialyltransferase activity
Source: RefSeq, a predicted model, not a curated record
UAGAGGUUUUUUUGAUGAAAUGUUUCGGUCCCUUUGUCACUUUGUGAAAAUAAUGUUAUUUCUUUUCAAUGUGGAUUGGAUAGUUUUCAUGUGAGGACCUUCUAGAGUUUGUUAUUCUGGUGUUUAUAUGUUUAAUUUUUUAAAAUAAAUCUAAAACUCAUAAAUUAAAUAUUUUAAGUAUUUACUUAUAAAAUCACUCAGUCAUGUAUUUUGUUCACUUUAUAGAUUAAAUAAUGCACCAGUUCAGGGAUAUACAGAUGACGUUGGUAAUAAAACCACCAUAAGAAUGACGUAUCCAGAAGGCGCUCCCUUAUCUCAACAUGAAUAUUAUCCAGAUGGUUUGUUUGUUGCAGUUCUGUUUAAAAGUGUUGAUUUUGGUUGGAUUCAAGCCAUGGUUAAAAAUGAAACAUUGUCACUGUGGAUGCGAUUGUUCUUUUGGAAGCAGGUGGCUGAGAAAAUACCUGUGAUGCCUAAACAAUUUCGCAUCUUGAACCCAACAAUCAUUAAAGAGACUGCUUUGGAUAUUCUGGAGUACCCAGCACCUCGACCAAAGUUUUGGGGAUGGGAUAAGAAUGUACCUACUAUUGGAGUGACAGCAGUUGUUCUGGCUACACAUUUAUGUGAUGAAGUGAGUUUAGCUGGAUUUGGAUAUGAUCUUAGUCAACCCAACACACCGUUGCAUUAUUAUGAUAAUCUUUGCAUGGCUGCCAUGAAUGGACAAACAAUGCACAAUGUUACUACAGAAACAAAAUUUCUCCAGAAACUGAUAAAAGAGGGAGUUGUGACAGACCUCAGUGGAGGAAUAUUUUGCACCUUCUGCAAGAAGUCCAGCUAAUGAUUGAAACUGAGCCUAGAGACUGGAUUCUGCAUGUUCCUUGUGGAUUUCUCCUUUCCAAAGGAGGCUCUCUCAGUGUUUUCAUCAUGCCCUAAAGAACCCCUGAUCUCCAUGUUUAGCACAUUGAGUUGACAGUGUUUUAUGUAGUGCUUUCCACAAGAAUUUUGUUGGUAAAGGACAUUUCAUUAAUGUGUAUUUGAUGGCUGGAGCAGUUUUCAUAAGCUAUUUUGAUUUUAUAGGUCAUUAGGCUUUGAUACAUGCUACCCAACCCAAACAAAGAAAAAAAAAUCUCAAAUGGUUCUUCAUGCUAAUAUAUAUGUUUUUAUUUGAGAAUAUGAAAAAUGAGUUAUUUAAGUAACAUAUUUUGGAGAAAGAGGUUACAUCCAUAAGUUCCAAAAGUUUACUUUUCGUGUUGUUUGUGCAUGAACCUUUUCAGCAGCAAAGCCAAAGGACUGCAAAGCACCUUUUCAUUGAUAUGGCUAGGAAGUGCAAUAUCCACUUCCAGUUUUGAGGCUGGGCCUUUAAUAAUUGUCAGUUGUGGACAGGUGCUAUGUUAAAUCCAAUCUACUGACUCUCCUGAAACAAGCAGAUAAAAAUUAUUAUUGUGAGUUUAUAACAAUAUUGCAUGCUGCAUUACAUGCUGCAUCUGCAAAGUAUAAAAUUACCUUACUUCUUUUCAUUGGGGAAACAACCCUGUGGUUGCUAAUCAAUAUAAAAUAACCCCCUUCCACCACUGGAAAACAUUUUUUCUAGCUCUGUCUGCAUCUGGUUGUUUUAAAACAUUAUUUAUUUUUAAAAAAAAGUUCUCUCCAAAACUGAUGCAUUCUGACUGGCAAAGAAUAGUACAUCACAAAUGCAAAAGAAUGCAGGUGUCGUGUUCUUGCUUUUUUGAUCUUUGUAGCAUCUGAAGGAGAACUCUGUCCACUUUCCUCUUAUUAUAUGCAUAUGUUUUUAAUGUAUUGUAAUGUCAGGAAGAGAUACACAAUGGAAAGAAAUGGUUUCUAACAGCAGGAGACUGGCUAAAUUACUAGAGACAAGUCAGACCUGCAGCAGAAUACUGCAGCAUUUAUGUGCACACCAGGAAUGCUGCUGUUCAGGAUUCCAGUCACUCAGGCAUAUCCUUCACCAGGAUGCUUUAUAGGCUAUUUGAUAGUCUAGUAGCUGGAAUGACAGAAGCCCAGAUGAAAAGUAUGAUGAAAGUAGGUCUGAGGACCAAAAAUAGAUUAGACUCCCCCUUAUGCCACAUUGCAAACUGAGAGGGCUUUUGAAAGCAGUUUGUUAUUUGACAUGGAAACCUAUUUAAGAGCGUCAAAACUUCAAGGUGGCUAAGGCAAACUCUUUGCAAGAGCCUAAGUUAAUUUUUGGACCCCAGCUAGGCCAAAUUACAGAAAACAUUUCUCUUAGAGCCUAACUAGACAUAUCAGGGCAGCCACAUACAUAAAACAGAUAAGGUUAGCCGGUUCUUUGCACAAAGUGGAGUGUGCAGAGGAAAUGAGAUUAAAACCUCUCUUCCUACUGUGGUCUGUAGCAGUUUUCCUGUUGGUUAAUUCUAAGUGUUACUGGAGCUAUGAAGAUGGGACAUUGCUUCAGGCAGAGAAUAGCUGUUCUGUGAUGUUGAGCUAGCUUUUGAUAGCUCUGUCUGCAGGAAUAAUAGAUAAACCAGUGUUUUU